CAGGAUCCGUCGCCCAACCGCCUUAAGAGAGUGGUUCUGAUUGGUGAUCACCAUCAGUUGCCUCCUGUUAUUAAGAAUAUGGCCUUCCAGAAGUUCAGUAACAUGGAACAGAGCAUGUUUACUCGCUUUAUCCGAUUAAACGUCCCGGCUGUACAUCUGGAUGCCCAGGGGCGUGCGCGCAGCAGCAUAGCGCAGCUCUACAGCUGGCGUUACAAGAAACUCGACAACCUGCCACACGUUCAGGCCCUUCCCGAGUUUACAUACGGUAAUGCCGGAUUUAAAUACGACUACCAGUUCAUCGAUGUGGGCCCCUUCAACGAGCAAGGCGAAACCGAACCCACCCCUCACUUCAUACAGAACCUGGGAGAGGCCGAAUACGUAGUUGCGACGUACAUGUUCAUGCGCCUAUUAGGCUAUGCUGCUGAGAAGAUCUCUGUUAUCACUACCUAUAACGGACAAGCGGCACUGCUCAGAGACGUUUUCACAGCACGUUGUGGGCAAAGCGGAUCACUUUAUGGUAUGCCGGCUGCCAUAGCAACGGUGGACAAGUUCCAGGGUCAGCAAAACGACUAUGUGCUGCUCUCGCUCGUUCGCACCAAGACUAUCGGACACAUACGGGAUGUACGGCGUCUGGUAGUGGCCCUAUCCCGUGCACGCUUGGGCUUGUAUGUGUUUGGGCGGUUGAGCAUGUUUAAGGACUGCUUCGAGUUGCAGAACGCGAUGGAUCUCCUGGUCAAGCGGCCUACCACGCUGCAGUUGGUGCUGGGUGAGACUUAUCCCUGUGGCAGAAAGAACACCAACCACGCUAAGAAAAACGUCAAAGGAAUAGAAGAUGUUGUAGCAAUGCACGAGUACGUGGCCGGAGUGGCAAGCCAGAUGAACAGGCAAUUGGACGCCUACAGUCAGCAGGCAUCCAAGGCAGAACAAGCCCUUCCAGAAGACAAACAGCCACAAGACCCAGCAGACCCAGCAACCGUGACAGACGAUACGGCUACACAGGCGGAAAGCGUGGAGAGCUCUCGUAUGGAAGGGACUAAUACUGAGAGUGACGUGGCCAAUGGGGUUGCGGAGGGGGGCGAGAGUGUGAGUGGUGGGGCUAUGGACGUGGACGGGCCAACAGAUGAGAUACCUACGUCUGAAGCGAUGGAGACGGAUGGUGUGAAACCGGAGGGCACUGUGACUGGGGCAGUGGCUGAGUCAGUGGCAGAUGGGGAAGUCGUGGAUAAGACAGCAGCUAAUGAUGUUUGAAUACUAAAUACGACACAAGUUGUAGAUGUCGUAAACUCGAACGUUGUCAAUGAGUGUGACAGUUCGCGUGUCAUCUGGCAUUACUAACACCGGAGAUUGACUGUGGAUGAUUGGAGACACGGCAACAGUGUCAAUAAAUACACUCCACAUAUAAGCGUAUCGAGUGUGCUAUAGUUGAAUUUAUUUAGCAUAUUUCGCUAGUGUUUUGUUCGAAUCAGUAUUGUAGAGAUUGAACUGAAGUUGACCGGGCUUCAUCCCUACCGGCUGAAGAUAGUCUUUUGUGUGUGGGCUGUAAGUAUACAAACAUUGAUUAAAGGAAGAUGCGCUGAUUCAAA
This is a messenger RNA of Sphaeroforma arctica JP610, 1583 nucleotides long. RefSeq lists its product as hypothetical. The record is from RefSeq and is a predicted model, not a curated record. Bases 79 to 1248 code for a protein of 389 amino acids. Gene Ontology annotation, molecular function: mRNA binding. The transcript has 6 exons. Gene Ontology annotation, cellular component: catalytic step 2 spliceosome. Lineage: Eukaryota; Ichthyosporea; Ichthyophonida.